CCUAACAACAGGCGCGCUGCCACGAUUAUGGCGGCGACGAACAAAGCCUUAACGGCCACUCGGUUCUCCGACCUCAAACCACCGCUCUCUCAGCCAGUUCUCGAAGCUUUGACUAAUGGAGGCUUCGAUUUCUGCACGCCAGUUCAAGCAGCCACCAUUCCAUUGCUUUGCAGCCACAAGGAUGUCGCCGUCGACGCCGCCACCGGCUCCGGGAAAACCUUAGCUUUUGUCGUCCCUCUCGUCGAGAUUAUCCGCCGCUCUUCUCCUCCUAAACCUCACCAGGUAAUGGGCGUAGUUAUAUCACCAACCAGGGAGUUGUCAUCACAAAUAUUUCAGGUCGCCCAACCUUUUAUUUCAACACUGCCUAAUAUUAAGCCAGUGCUUCUUCUUGGGGGAGCUGAAGUAAAAACGGACAUGAAGAAAAUUGAGGAGGAAGGGGCAAAUUUGUUGAUUGGCACACCUGGCAGACUUUUUGACAUAAUGGAACGCAUGGACAUGCUAGAUUUUCGGAACUUCGAGGUUUUAAUUUUAGAUGAAGCAGAUAGACUAUUAGAUAUGGGAUUCCAGAGGCAAAUACACUCCAUUAUAUCUCGGUUGCCAAAACUUCGCCGGACAGGUUUAUUUUCAGCUACUCAAACUGAGGCAGUUGAAGAGUUAUCAAAAGCCGGAUUAAGGAACCCGGUGAGGGUUGAAGUUAGAGCAGAAGCAAAAUCACUAAAUGAUUCCACAUCCACUGGCCAACUUGCCUCUUCAAGAACACCCGCAGGCCUUCAGGAUGAGUAUCUUGUAUGUGAAGCGGACAAGAAAUCAUCACAGCUUGCUGAUCUCCUAAUUAGGAACAAAUGUAAUAAAGUUAUAAUUUACUUUAUGACUUGUGCAUGUGUUGAUUACUGGGGAGUUGUUCUUCCACGUAUUUCUUCUCUGAAAAAGCUAUCUUUAAUACCUCUUCAUGGAAAGAUGAAGCAGGCUGUUAGGGAGAAAGCAUUAUCAACAUUUACAUCUCUUUCCAGUGGCAUUCUCUUAUGCACUGAUGUCGCGGCGCGCGGACUUGAUAUACCGGGUGUUGAUUGUAUAAUACAGUAUGACCCCCCUCAGGAUCCAGAUGUAUUUGUUCACAGAGUAGGCCGAACAGCUAGGCUGGGAAGGCAAGGGCAUGCCAGCAUAUUUCUGUCACCAAAGGAGGAAGCAUAUGUAGACUUCUUGCGGAUAAGAAGGAUUCCGCUUGAGGCAAGAGAGUGCUUCAAUGAGGCUCCUGAUAUUGUUUCUGAGAUUCGGCUAGCAGCAAAAAAAGACCGUGAUGUUAUGGAAAAGGGAAUCAGAGCAUUUGUGUCUUAUAUCCGUGCUUAUAAAGAGCAUCAUUGCUCAUAUAUUUUCAGGUGGAAAGAGCUUGAGAUUGGAAAAUUGGGCAUGGGAUAUGGCUUAUUGCAGCUUCCUUCUGUGCCGGAGGUGAAGCAUCACUCUCUUUCCACUGAGAGUUUUAUUCCAGUAAAAGAUAUAAACCUGGAGGAGAUAAAGUACAAGGACAAAUCUCGUGAGAAACAAAGAAAAAAGAACUUGGAGGCAAAAAAAGCCGUAAAGCAGCAAGAAAUGAGGAAGCCAAAGAGAGACUCAAGUUUGUCAAAAGCUGAGAUGAAGAAGCAAACAGCCAAGAAGAGGCGUGCUACUCAGACAUUAGAAGAUGAUGACGAGAUGGCUAAAGAAUACCGCCUACUGAAAAAGCUGAAGAAAGGUGCUAUUGAUGAAACUGAAUUUGCAAAGUUGACUGGAACUGAAGACUUGCUUUGAGACACAUCGCCCAAUCCUGCUGAUAUACAUUCAGAGAUGUCUGUUCUGUUCGCCUGGCAAUUGAUGUUCCUCUGUUAAGGCUAUUGUUUACUUUUAAAUAGUUUCAAAGUGUUCUACUGAGAGAUUUAGCUUUUGUAGCUGUAGUCAUAGAUGGCAUCCUUGUAGGUCUCUUCCCUCUUCUGAUAACAAAAUUAACCUCUGUAACAAAAUUUUGGUCUGAGAAAUGUAAAGAUUAGCACAAACUUUUG
Ipomoea nil (Japanese morning glory) is the source of this 2033-nucleotide messenger RNA. RefSeq names its product DEAD-box ATP-dependent RNA helicase 18-like. The coding region runs from base 28 to 1785 and encodes 585 amino acids. The transcript has 11 exons. Gene Ontology annotation, molecular function: ATP binding; nucleic acid binding. NCBI's taxonomy places the organism in Eukaryota, Viridiplantae, Streptophyta, Magnoliopsida, Solanales, Convolvulaceae. The record is from RefSeq and is a predicted model, not a curated record. Gene Ontology annotation, cellular component: nucleolus.